AUGUCCGUCGAUUUCGACUAUAAAACGAGGCAGGUGAAUCGAACCAUUAUCAAACACAGCUCGCCCCUUCAAGCAGUAACAACUGUCCAACAACCAACCAACAAAACUAUCAACAUGAAAUUCUUCGCCGUCUGCUUCUUCGCUGUUGUGGCUGUCGCCGCUGCCAAGCCUGGAAUAUUGGCUGCUGCUCCUCUGGCCUACACUGCUCCAGCUGUCGUAGGUAGUGCCGCCUAUGUGGCUCCCUAUGCCUCCAGCUUCAACGCUCAUCAGGUGGCUCACAGUGCAGCCUUCCCAGCUGCCUACACCGCCCCGAUUGCCGCUCCUCUGGCCGCCGCUGCCUACACUGCUCCAGUUGCUGCCUACUCUGCAUACUCCGCUCCUCUGGCCGCUGCUUACACUUCUCCCUUGGCCUACUCUGCUCCUUUGACCGCUGCCUACACUGCUCCAGUAGCCCGUUAUGCCGCUGCUCCCAUCGCUGCUGCCGCUUACACCGCACCCAUUGCAGCUGCUCCCGUCCUCCUGAAGAAGUAA
Drosophila willistoni is the source of this 531-nucleotide messenger RNA. RefSeq names its product cuticle protein. The record is from RefSeq and is a predicted model, not a curated record. The coding region runs from base 1 to 531 and encodes 176 amino acids. NCBI's taxonomy places the organism in Eukaryota, Metazoa, Arthropoda, Insecta, Diptera, Drosophilidae. The transcript is spliced from 2 exons.